AUGGCCCUGGAUAAAAUGGAAGAUUUGACAGUGUCCCGAGCUGAGAUAAGUGAGGUGGAAGGUAUCCCCUUGACAAAAACAAUAUGCAGCAUAUGGGACCAAGUGUGGAAGUUCAAAGCCAGACCUGACGAUCUGCUCAUCGCAACCUAUGCAAAAGCAGGUACCACAUGGACACAGGAGAUAGUGGAUAUGAUUCACCAAAAUGGAGAUGUUGAGAAGUGUAGACGCGACACUACCUACAGGCGCCAUCCUUUCCUUGAGUGGUGUUUCCAAGAGUCUCCAGCUAUGAGUUACUCAGGCCUGGAGUUAGCGGAAGCUAUGCCUUCUCCAAGAACAAUAAAAACUCAUCUCCCUGUGCAGCUGGUGCCUCCCUCCUUCUGGGAACAAAAUUGUAAGAUAAUCUAUGUGGCGAGAAAUGCAAAAGACAACUUGGUGUCAUACUACCAUUUCCACAGGAUGAAUAAAGGAAUGCCUGACCCAGGAACCUGGGAGGAGUUCAUGGAGAAAUUCAUGACUGGAAAAG
Eurypyga helias (sunbittern) is the source of this 523-nucleotide messenger RNA. Its product is annotated as sulfotransferase 1C1-like. Gene Ontology annotation, molecular function: sulfotransferase activity. Gene Ontology annotation, biological process: sulfation. Lineage: Eukaryota; Metazoa; Chordata; Aves; Eurypygiformes; Eurypygidae. The annotation marks the transcript as partial. The transcript is spliced from 4 exons. Gene Ontology annotation, cellular component: cytoplasm. The record is from RefSeq and is a predicted model, not a curated record.